Messenger RNA from Toxorhynchites rutilus septentrionalis, 3790 nucleotides. RefSeq lists its product as uncharacterized. The transcript has 4 exons. NCBI's taxonomy places the organism in Eukaryota, Metazoa, Arthropoda, Insecta, Diptera, Culicidae. Bases 3043 to 3780 code for a protein of 245 amino acids. The record is from RefSeq and is a predicted model, not a curated record.
AACUACUGAACCAAUCGACACGAAAAUUGGUAAGUAGGAGUUUUUGGGGUCGGGGAUGGUUCUUAUGAUAGUUCGAAACCCCUCCCCCCCUCUAAGGGGGGGCUGCCAUACAAAUGAAAGUUUUAGGAUGCAAGAAAUGUUUCUAUGGUGGUUAGACACUCCUCCCCCUCUCUAAAGGGGGGCUGCCAUACAAAUGAAACACAAAUUUGUGCAUUACUCGAAAAUUAAUCAAGCAAACGAAACCAAAUUUGGCAUGUGGAGGUCUAAGGAUGCAAUCAAUGUUUCUAUGGUGGUAAGACACUUCUCCCUUUUUCAAAAAAAAAAAAGGGGGAGGGGCGGUCUGCCAUACAAAUAAAGCAUAAAUUUCUGCAUAACUCAAGAACUAAUCAAGAAAAUAGAACCAAAUUUGGCAUGUGGAGGUUUUAGGAGGCAAUACAAGUUUCUGAGGUGGUUUGACACUCCUCCCUCUCUCUACAGGAGGGGGGGGGGUCUGAAUAACUCGAGAACUAAUCAAGCAAAUGGAAUCAAAUUUGGCAUAUAGAAGUUUUAGAGAUUAAUAAACAUUUUUAUAAUGGUUCGACACUCCUCCCCCCUCUCCAAGGGGAGGCUCUCAAAUUAAACACAAAUGUUUGCGAUAACGAAAUUGAUUUUCGUUCGAAAAUGGAAAUGGAUUUUAAUGUAAUAAAACGCACUCUUAUAUGGUCUUCUAUCUAUAUAAAUAUGAAUGGAUCGCCGAAUGUGUUGAUAAGAGCAAAACUCGAGAGAGGAAUUGUCUGAUUUAGGGGUGUCUCUAUUCUAUCAUGUUUUCGGUAUCAAACAUUUAUUCCAUGUAACGGAGAAACAUUUCAUUUGCAAGUGGUUGAAAAAUGUUUAACGAGAAUUGUGUCUAAAAAUAAUCUGAUAUUAUAAUGACGAGUUUUGGUAGAAGUACUAGGAAUUUUAUAGUAAAAGGUAAUUUUAAAGAUAAUUUUUGUUUCAAUCAAUGAACAAUUCUGCGAUUAGACUCAUGAACAGCGCUUAGUAAGGAAACAUGAAUGUGAUAACGAAAAAUAAAAUUUGGGCGGGACGAAGUUUGCCGGGUCAGCUAGUGAUGUUUAUAAAAGUCCCCUAUUGAUCCGCAGGGACCAACGUGAGUCAGACGAAAAGUUCAUCUUUGGUCCUCUAGCUCGGUCAGGGCUUAACGUUUUAAAUAAGCCGGAAGAACUAGUGUAUACUCGACAGGAAGAGGCAGAGUUGAUGAAGUAUCGUAAAUGAAGCGCUGCUUGGACAUUCCCUUCACGUCUGACAGAGAAGGACCUUCUUCGAGAACUUGAUGUGAAUGAUAUAUUCGACAUCAUCGCUUACCUGGGGAACGUAAACAAAAUCUAAACCACCGAAAAAUCACAACUAAGUGCCGAUGAUCAGAAAGAAAUAAUACUGAUCAGUUUAGACUCGCUCAACUAUGGUUUAUGUUCAAAUAACGUAUAUACAUAUCGUUUUGUUUUUUGUGUCCCGCGUUAGACCUCUGACCAUCUGGUCACUUUAUCUAAUACACAAGUGCAGGUAUAGAGAUUUGGAUAGCACUCGGUUCCCUAAGUCCUUCCCAAAUUAUUUAGAUAAUCCUCCAAAUAUUCCGGUCGUUUCAUCAUGUUAUCAACACCCCACAUGUAAAAUGCAGAUAAAAAUGUAGAUCUGAAUGUGUUUUUAAAAACUUUUGUUUAACGUGUCCACGUGGACAUUAUCUGAACUCCCACCCCCUUCACCGUGGACAAGCGUGGACAUUUUCGUACCAAAUUGAAACACAAAUUUCUGCAUACCUCGAGAACUAAUCAAGCAAAUGGAGCCCAAUUUGGCAUGCGAAAGAUUUAGGGGACACGAUACGUUUCUAUGGUGAAUAGACCUUGGGGAGGGGGCGGGCUCGGGGCGAGCCAGGUGCCCAUCAGGAAUAAUCUGUUUGAUGAAAUUUAUAAUCUUGAUCGGCGACGCAGACCAAAUUUCCUUGGGUACAAUAGUCCCCGCAGCCAAACAGAGACUGAAAUCUCGAAAACCAACUUCCAUACCUGUUGCACGAAUACCGUUCCAUGGUGCAACAUGACACGUGUGCUAUUGAACCACGAACUUAGAAUAAAUAACAAACUCUCACUUCAGCGUUACAUCAACAAACUAACUAAGACAGUGUUGCAAUUCAUUACGAAUCGAAUAACGAAAUCAAUUUAUAUCUGUUCAAAGUCCAUUAAUUUCAAAAUUCAAAUAUGGGUUGCAAAUAGCAGCAAAUAAGUUGUGAAGUUCACUUAUUUGCUGCUGGUAUUCUAGAAUGCGAUAGAUGCACUUAAUAUCUCUAACAAUUUGAAGCAGAACGAGUGAUGAGAGUGGCAAAUUCUAAUUACUGGUGAGGAUCGUGCCCAUUAUUCAUCGGCGAAAACAUGACACCCAAGUGUGAAGUUUUCUUCGAAUUUAUAUUCACAUGUCAACUUUACGAUUUCCAAGAUAGAGAUAAUAUUUCCACGUGGUAAGCAAUACCAAGAACAUAUCCGAUUAGAUUCGUCAAUAUUUCCAUUUUAAAUUUAUAACAGUUUUUUUUUCUAAAAUCUGGGCCUUUGAGGAGAUGGGAUACAACUUAGAUGUCUUAUAAACAGUUUUGUAUGAAUGAAAAAUAGUUGAUUAAACUAAGUUUAUAUAGCGUCUGUGAUUUUCUUUCUCUCGGCAAACAGUAACAACAGACAAAGGUCACGAUCGGAUAAAAGAUCGUUACUGGAUCUGUAGCACGUGCCAAUAUGCGCCUAUGAACGAACAGCUGAUAGUAGUUAGUAGUACUUAGUCCUAGUGACUUCCACCCCAUUCAGCACUAUCUUCAAUUCAGGAGAAUUAAUAUCAUUGGCUCUGUUGAAGAUUCACACCGAUUGUAACAGAGUUUAGUUCACUACCUGGAACUGUAGCACGGAAGUACGUGCCAUUGGAUAAUAAUUGUAAACGGUAUUACAUCGUAUAAAAUCUGGAAAAUAAAUUCAUUCGUUCCGUAACGGCCAGAGGAUCAGAUUGCCUCCCGAGGGAGAAGAGUCAAUAAUGAAAACGUUUCCUACAGUUCUGAUCGUGGUGCUCGAUUUGACCGCUGCAUUCGCCGCGAUUGCUCCAGUGCUCGAGGUUUGCAAUCGAAACGAUCCGGCUUUGGCCCAAUGUAUUCUCGGUGUAGUCGAUAAAAUCCGACCGAAUAUCGCUUCCGGAGACUUUGGAGGAAAUUGGACUGCGCCUCCGUUGGAUCCGUUGCGGAUCGAUGGAAUCGAUAUUGACCAAGGGUCAAGUUUUACCACCAAAUUGUGGAAUAUUACUAUCAACGGUGUCAGUGGUUUUGUGAUUCGGAGAUUCCAGGUCGAUUUGCCGAACAUGAUGUUAAAUGCCAGCGUGAAGAUACCAUCGACAUUAGUGACAGGGAUGUAUCACUUGAACAUGAAUAUUCUACUUCUGAGGCUUGCCGGUGAAGGGCCCUUCAAUUUGACGCUAAAUAACACAAUUGUCAAUCUGAAGAUUAAAUUCUACCUAGUACCGAAAGAUGGUAAAAACUAUGUCAGAUUCCAUCCGAUUGGCAUGAAUAUUAAGUUCAACGAUGCGCGGUUUUAUCUGAAGAACUUGUUCAACGGUGAACCAACGUUGGAAGCUAUUGGAAACCAGGCUAUCAAUGCAAAUCCGUACGUUUUGCUGGACGAGGUGGAACCUGCGCUCGUGGGAAAGCUAACUUCAACGAUGACGGAAAUUGCCAACGCAGUUGUGGCAGGGAGUGAUAUUGACGAGUUACUUCCGCCGUGAUAAAUGGGGG